UCCAGGCUGUCAGUGAGGGUUCCCUGAACCUCGCAUCCUGUGCAAUCGCAUCCUGAAUCAGUCUUCUAUUGAUAACUUUCCCCGAUUUACAAACAGAAACUACCUGGCCAUGAGUGGAGAUCAUGGACGCGGAGACUCUCAGGUCAACUGUGGAUCUAAAGGAAGCGACACUCACAAAUAUAAAGACAAGCACAAAGACAAGGAACACAGACACAAAGAUCACAAAAAAGACAAGGAACGAGAGAAAUUCAAGCACAGCAUCAGCGAACAUAAGGAGUACUCUGAGAAGAAACACAGAGACAAAGACAAAGAGAAGCUGAAGCACAGCAACGGCAGCUCAGACAAACACAAAGAAAAACACAAGGAGAAAGACAAGGAGAAGAGGAGAGAGAACAAGAUUCAAUCAUUCCAUUCAGACAAGCCUAAAAAGGAUAAGGAAAAUGGAUAUGUAAGAGAGACAAGUCCUGCUGCAAUUAAGAGUGAGCCUGAAGAAGACAACUGCUUCUAUCCGUCUCCCCAGCACAGCAAGACCUCUAAACGAGAGUAUGAUGACGAAGAAUUUGAAUACAAACCCAAAAAAGUCAAGGUGGAGCAUGACAAAAAGGCUAAAAAGAGGAAACAUGAGUAUGAAGAGGAUGAAGAAGAUGAGGAUGUCAAAUACAAAAAGAAGACAAAAGCCAAAAAAGCAGCUGAGGGGAAGAAAGCCAAAAAAGAAGAAGAGAAGUGGAAAUGGUGGGAGGAGGAGCGAUAUACUGACGGCUCAAAGUGGCGCUUUCUUGAACAUAAGGGUCCAGUGUUUGCUCCUCCAUAUGAGCCUUUGCCUAGCAAAGUCAAAUUUUACUAUGAUGGUAAGCCUAUGAAACUAAGUGCUCCUGCUGAGGAGGUAGCAACAUUUUUUGCCAAGAUGUUAGAUCAUGAGUACACCACUAAAGAUAUCUUUAGGAAGAAUUUCUUUAAGGACUGGAAAAAGGAAAUGACAUCAGAGGAGAAGUCAGUCAUUACUGACCUGAACAAGUGUAACUUUAGUAAAAUGAACGAAUACUUCAAGGCCCAAUCAGAGGCUCGCAAACAAAUGUCAAAGGAGGAGAAACAGAAAAUCAAAGAGGAAAACGAGCGGCUCCUCCAGGAGUAUGGUUUCUGUAUCAUGGACAACCACAAGGAGAGGAUCGGAAACUUCCGCAUUGAGCCGCCGGGCCUUUUCAGAGGCAGAGGUGAUCAUCCAAAAAUGGGAAUGCUGAAACGACGCAUCAGACCUCAAGACAUCAUUAUCAACUGUAGCAAGGACUCCAAGCACCCUAAACCUCCACCAGGUACGAAAUGGAAGGAGGUUCGCCAUGACAACAAGGUGACCUGGUUAGCAUCAUGGACAGAGAACAUCCAGGGCUCCAUCAAGUACAUUAUGUUAAAUCCUAGUUCAAGGAUCAAGGGGGAGAAGGACUGGCAGAAAUAUGAAACUGCCCGGCGUUUGAAGAAGUGUGUAGAUCGCAUCCGAGCUCAGUAUAGAGAUGACUGGAAGUCAAAAGAGAUGCGGAUCAGACAGAGAGCUGUGGCCCUGUAUUUUAUAGACAAGCUGGCACUGAGGGCGGGUAAUGAAAAGGAGGAAGGUGAGACUGCGGACACUGUUGGCUGCUGCUCAUUGCGGGUGGAGCACAUCAAACUGUACCCCAAGAUGGAUGACCAAGAGUAUGUGGUGGAGUUUGACUUCUUGGGAAAAGACUCCAUCCGCUACUACAACAAGAUCCCAGUGGAGAAAAGGGUCUUUAAAAAUCUCCAGUUAUUUCUGGAAAACAAGCAAUCUGAAGACGAUCUGUUCGACAGACUGAACACCUCCAUUCUCAAUAAGCACUUACAGGAACUGAUGGAUGGACUGACAGCCAAGGUUUUUCGUACCUACAAUGCCUCAAUCACCCUGCAACAGCAGCUCAAGGAACUUACCUGCCCUGACGACAGCAUCCCAGCUAAGAUCUUGUCAUACAACCGAGCCAACCGGGCAGUGGCCAUUCUUUGUAACCACCAGAGAGCUCCACCAAAAACAUUUGAGAAAUCCAUGCAGACUCUUCAGACCAAGAUCGACGAUAAACAAAACCAACUAUCUGAAGCCAGGAAGCAGCUGAAAGCUGCCAAGGCUGAUCACAAAGCUUCCCGUGAUGAAAAGAGCAAAAAGACUGUGGAGAUCAAACGUAAAGGGGUACAGAGGAUAGAAGAGCAGCUGAUGAAGCUCCAGGUUCAAGCCACAGACAGAGAGGAGAACAAGCAGAUUGCUCUUGGCACUUCCAAGCUUAACUACUUGGAUCCGCGCAUCUCUGUUGCUUGGUGUAAGAAGUGGGACAUUCCCAUUGAGAAGAUCUACAAUAAAACCCAGAGAGAGAAGUUUGCCUGGGCGAUUGACAUGGCAGAGAAGGAUUAUGAGUUUUAAUCACAUUUAGUGUUUUAACUUUUAUACCCAGGCCUUUGAUUGUAAGGAUGGUUUCUUGUUGAUGUCAAAUUAUUCCACUGUGUGGUAACUGCAGGCCAGUGACGGAGGAUGCUAAGACUAUGCUGAAGCUGUGAUCACAGGUUAAUUAUUCUGCUGUAAAUACUGAUUGGUUGUGUAUAGGAAAAAAAAUCUUCAAACAGUUCACCAAGCUGCCAAAAAGGCAUUUCUUUUAAAAACUUUAUAAUAGUGUGUAUGUAGCUGCAGCCAUCUGACCAUAAUCCAGAAACUAUUAAUGCAUUGGUAUUAAGCUGUGUCAGAUGAAAUGUUCUGAAAGUUUUAAGCCCUCAAAUUUAUUGAGAUCUAUAUUCUCGUAGAAUAAUGAAUUGUUUGUGUGGGAGACUGCGAGAAAUAACGUGAAAGAGAUUAAAAUGGAUUGUAAUCAGUGUAGUUUCAGAGUGAAAGACUGGGUACAAUUAAAUGAGCCUGACAGAAUGAGGAAAAGGUGAAGAAUUAAACCCUAGCACUACGCCCGUACAUAUUAACACAGAGAAUGUCGUCUUUUAUCCACACAGUUUAAGUUUGUUGUUUAUUUCAGGGAUGUAUAUAUUUUUGUCAUUUUUUUCAGUCACUGUAACUCAGUUGUUUUUACCUUUUUUAGUGUGCUGUAAGCAUUGUCAACAAAUAGCUCUUUUUUGCUUUUAUGCAAGCUCCUCUGUGUCUGUUUCCUCAGUUACAAUGAACAGGGCAUAAAACUGAUCGCAGUUACUUGUAAUAACAGAAGCAUAUGUUUAAUGUGCCAGAGCUAAGAGAAACUGUUCCCUCAGACAAGGGAGUGUGGAUUUUGCCAAAAAGAUCACAUCAUGUAUCCUUGUAGUGUGUUGUUUUUGUAUUGCAACAAUAAAGCCGAAACUGUCUUUGAAAAAUUUCCUAAUGUGAAUGGAUAUUCAAACUUUUGUCAUUAAAAUUUCUUGCUAUUGGA
Molecule: messenger RNA, 3395 nt
Organism: Melanotaenia boesemani (Boeseman's rainbowfish)
Lineage: Eukaryota; Metazoa; Chordata; Actinopteri; Atheriniformes; Melanotaeniidae
Gene: top1
Product: DNA topoisomerase I
Exons: 21
Coding region: 110-2416 (768 amino acids)
Biological process (GO): chromosome segregation; DNA replication; DNA topological change
Cellular component (GO): nucleolus; chromosome
Molecular function (GO): DNA topoisomerase type I (single strand cut, ATP-independent) activity; DNA binding
Source: RefSeq, a predicted model, not a curated record